AGAGUGAGAGCGACUUGGCGGGGGGCUUAUCGAAGAAUUAUUGAGAAUGCAAAUUUCUGCUUUUGAUAACCAACUGUUUUCCUUUUUCGUCGUGAGAAUUGUCUUGCGUCGUGCACAAAACACUUUUACAGGAUAGCUUUGUCAGCUUUCUUCGUCAAGCCUAUACGCCUAUUCACCUGGGCCAAUUCGGUUGUAUUUUUACCUGACCAUGGCCUGAUUAACACAUUUUAGCAGGUCGCAGAAGUUAAAAAACGCCCCACUCUUGUAAUGACGCCAACAAAACAGCGGUUUCACUUUUGGGCUUCAUAUCGCUGCGUUAACCAGUUUUGAAAGCAACCAACUUACAUGUGGCGCUAUCAGAUUUCGACGAACAUGUACGGUCAUACUCGUUGGUUGUGCGUGUGAGCCAGGUUGCUUAGUCUUGCGUAGCGAAGAAAAUUAAUUUGUAGAAAAAACAUUCCAAUUUUCGUUAUGACACGAAGGGUGAAAACACGCUGUUGUGGUCUUUCGUUACAAUUGGGAACGAAAAUCAUUGGCUUUUUUUCAUUGGUUGGCUAUUUAAUUCAACUUGUCAUUAGUAUGAUGCAAUCAAGUAGUUUGGAUUUGGAAGACGGUUCGCUAGAUACUGUGGAGGUUUUCAUCAUCAUUUCCAGCGUGGUUGUUAGCUCUGCCCUUCUAGCUUGUUGCGUGUUGCUGCUACAAGUGGUUUUCAGCAACUGUCGUCCCAUCUUGUUGGUACCGUGGCUCGUAGGUGACAUGGUAAUGAGAUCUAUCCAUGCCAUUAUCCUAAUCUCUGGCAUUAUGCUUGCAAUCAAUUCCAACAUCGCCCAUGGAGUUUCUACCGUCUUCAUCAUGUCGUGCUUUAUUGGAUUGGAAACUUAUUUGUGGUGGAUCGUCUUGUGUUACUAUCGAGAACUUCGACAUCACGAAUCGACCUGCAAAGGGGCAACAACAGCCGAAAUGGUUGCCAUGUAAACGAAGAGCUUUCAGUUAACUGAACAUCAAAGGUAUUUCUUUCGAAAUCAAAAUUCCACUAAGUCUGUAAUCAAGUGAUCGAUCUUUAAAUACUUGCGCGUAAUGUUCGUAAAUUUCCUUGAUCCCAAAUUUCUCCAAACAGUUUAAGAAAUAUUGAAGUCAGAAUAAUGAUCUGUAUUAGCAAAAGUUCUGGCAAAUCGUAACUUGGAAAGAACGAGAAUGGAUGUAAAACAACGAAGAUAUUGGUACCAUAAUAACAGUUAGGAGCUCCACGUAUUCAUGGUUUUCUGGAGGGUAGCGGGAUCCGUUUUCCACAUGUAACGGGUAGCUGACAUAAUGGCUAAAUUCAUUAGUUCCCUUUCCAAUUGGUCCACAACAGCUUCGACGAGCUUCUCUUCGUUCCGCUUAAAAUGUAUACCGCCUUUAAAGAAAUGCGUUGUAAUAACAAUUAAAUGCACGUGAUUGAUCUGUUUUUAAUGAAACAAUGCCGGUUACUUACGUGUAAGGCAGGAUACGAUACAAGGCAUUUGUACCCUAAAGCCCGGGGUUUCCCAUCGA
Daphnia carinata is the source of this 1533-nucleotide messenger RNA. RefSeq lists its product as uncharacterized. The coding region runs from base 472 to 975 and encodes 167 amino acids. The record is from RefSeq and is a predicted model, not a curated record. NCBI's taxonomy places the organism in Eukaryota, Metazoa, Arthropoda, Branchiopoda, Diplostraca, Daphniidae. The transcript has 4 exons.